AUGUUGGUGAAAGUUGCAGCACUCGCACUUCUUGUGUGCACCUUCUCAGGAUCUCAGGCAGAGGUCAACACUGACCAGGUAUCCAAUGCUUUCUGGAAAUACUUCACUCAGCUGACCACUGGCACCAAAGACACUGUAGAACAGAUCCAGCAAUCUGACAUCAGCAAGCAACUAAAUGUUUUAAUUGAAGAAAACCUGAAGAGUGUAAAUGUGUAUGCAGGGGAACUGCAGAAACAACUUAUUCCUUUUGCUAAGCAAAUACAUGACAAAUUAACACAGGACUCAGAAAAACUAAGAGAACAAAUUAAAACUGAGUUGGAGAGGCUUAAAGAGAAGAUCUCCCCAUAUGCAGAUGAGUUGCACACGCAUCUGAACAACAAUGUCAAAGAACUUCAGAUUAAACUGGCUCCAUAUACAGAAGAGUUCCAAACCCAACUGGACAAAAAUACCCAAGAAUUAAGCCAACAGCUAAAGUCUGUGACCAGUGACCUGGAAGCUAAGUUCAGAGAAAAUGCAGUCCAUAUACAGGCAACACUGGCCACAUACUCACAAGAGUUUCAGGGCAAGGUAGAUGAGAAUAUGGACCAACUGAGGAAGCAAGUGACGCCUAUCACAGAAAAAGUAAAAGAAAACAUUGAUCAGCAAAUACAGGAGCUGUAUAAAAGCCUGACUCCCUAUGCAAAGGAUGUGCAAGAUGAGCUCCGAAAACAGAUCGAGAACAUGGAGUUCCAAAUGAGAAAAAACGUGGACCAGCUGGAGAACAGAGCUCUGGAGCUCACGGUACAACUCAAAGAACAACUCUACCCUUAUGCUAAUGAAUUAAGAAGCAAGGUCAAUGGAGAUAUGGCAAAUGUCAAACAGAUGCUGGAACCCUAUCUGACCCAGGUAAACCAGCAGAUUGACCAGAAAAUUACAGAGUUUAAAGGUACAAUUACACCAGAAGUGGAAACUCUCAACAAGGCUCUGGUGCAGAGAGUUGAGGACAUGAAGAAGAUGUUUGAAGAGUACACUGUGACUAUCCAAGAUCAGCUGGAGUACCGAGAGAAAGAUAUUCGGGACAAAAUCCACGAAUUCAUCAAUAAGGGUGUUUCUAAUGAAAACUAA
Molecule: messenger RNA, 1104 nt
Organism: Staurois parvus
Lineage: Eukaryota; Metazoa; Chordata; Amphibia; Anura; Ranidae
Source: the annotation of a GenBank genome assembly